AUGCCUCCUUUAGACUCAACUCCGAAACGAAGCAACAACAGUAAUGCAGCUCAUCGUCUCGUCGACCACUUGUCUCCAGUCCAUAUGCAUCACAACAAGUCAGCAUCAAAACGAGGUCGACGUUCAAGUGGAGUACAGCAACAUCAUGGUCUUAAAGGUUCUCCUGCUAGAGUCAGACCUGAUCUAGCAUCAAAUGGCGCUGCAUCUCCGUUGGGUAAAACUCCUCGUAAAUCAACGAAAUUGUCAAGAGAUGGCAGUGGUACUCCCAAUCGCAACAUGAUCAGGACUAGAGAUACUUUGCCAACUGAUAUGAAACAGUUGCUAAAGACUCAGGUUGUGGUGGGUGGUAAACGACCCAAAGAAGGAAAUCACCGUUUUAUACCCAAUCGAGAUGCAAUGGACAUGGCCUCAUCACAACUCAAUCUCAGCCGAAAAGAAAACCCAGAUAAACCAUGCUACCUCGACCCAGCUCACUUGGCCUACCAAGAAGAAAUCGCAAAAGCUUGUGGACUGGCACUAGACAAGCGUAUAUUAUCAUUUGCAAUGGAACCACCAGCAGCAUCCAGAGACGACUUACGUACACAAUGGUCUCGACCACUCCGUCCCAAUACAGCCGCAAAAAGACGUAUAGCAACAGUCCCUGAUCGCGUACUCGAUGCCCCUGGAAUGGUGGACGACUAUUAUCUCAACCUGCUAGACUGGAGUAGUCAAAAUGUAUUAGCCGUAGGACUUGACAAGACGGUAUAUCUCUGGAAUGCAAAAUCAGGCAAUGUAGAAGAAUUGUGCUCUUUAACUGGUGAAGACGAUUAUAUUGCUUCGCUAUCAUGGGUGCAAGAUGGCUCGUAUCUAGCUAUAGGCACUCAUGAAGGAUCAACACAAAUAUGGGACGUUGAGGCUGGCAAUAUGAUACGCAAUAUGAGAGGUCAUACUUCACGAGUUGGAGUGAUGUCCUGGGAUCGAUAUAUCUUGUCAUCUGGUGCUCGAGAUGGAAGUAUUUGGAAUCAUGAUGUCCGAAUAGCCAAUCAUAAAGUUGCUGAAAUGAUUAAUCAUACCGGUGAAGUCUGUGGAUUGCAAUGGCGUGCUGAUGGUGCCUUUCUGGCUUCGGGGGGAAAUGACAAUCUUCUCAAUAUAUGGGAUGCUCGUAGCUCUAUACCCCGAUUCACGAAGAGCAAUCAUACAGCUGCAGUCAAGGCUAUUGCAUGGUGCCCUUGGCAAAUCAAUGUGUUGGCGUCUGGUGGUGGCACCAACGACCGUCAUAUACACUUUUGGAACUCUUCUACGGCAGCGCGUCUAUCAUCAGUCGACACUGGAUCUCAAGUAACGUCGAUACGGUGGUCGUUAGAAUACAAAGAGUUUGUAUCAUCGCAUGGCUUCCCACACAACCAGAUCUCGGUCUGGGCAUACCCAUCACUUGGUAAAAUAGUAGAUUUGCCUGGCCACGAUACUCGCGUACUUCAUACCGCCCUAUCACCAGAUGGACAAACACUGGCUACCGGAGCAGCAGAUGAGAAUCUCAAAUUCUGGAAGGUGUUUGAAAGCAAAAAGAGUCUAGGAGUUGCUGCCGGUACUGGUGCUCCAGGUGGAUUGGUUGGAUCAGGCAAGGAUGAGAAUGACUUCAGUGAAUUGGCACGAGAAGUCAAGAAGAUGAAUCUACGAUGA
Messenger RNA from Synchytrium microbalum, 1659 nucleotides. RefSeq lists its product as uncharacterized. Bases 1 to 1659 code for a protein of 552 amino acids. Gene Ontology annotation, cellular component: anaphase-promoting complex. The record is from RefSeq and is a predicted model, not a curated record. Gene Ontology annotation, molecular function: anaphase-promoting complex binding; protein binding; ubiquitin ligase activator activity. NCBI's taxonomy places the organism in Eukaryota, Fungi, Chytridiomycota, Chytridiomycetes, Synchytriales, Synchytriaceae. The transcript is spliced from 3 exons. Gene Ontology annotation, biological process: anaphase-promoting complex-dependent catabolic process; positive regulation of anaphase-promoting complex-dependent catabolic process; positive regulation of ubiquitin protein ligase activity.